UUCAUCGGUUCGGCUGGGAUUUGCUCGGUUUGGUGUGUGUAUCUCGAUUGUCCGCAUGGUUGGUUUAUUUGAUUAUUGUUAUUUUUUCGAAAGCUAACAGUCGUUCACUGGUAAAAAAAACGGAAAGACAGGAAAAAUGAGUGCCUUUAAAAUAACAGGAUACGACAUCAUUCACCAAAUCGGAAGCGGAGCCUAUUCGGAAGUGUUUCUCGUGCGCUGUCGGAAGUCGGGCAAAUCCUAUGCCGCCAAACAUCUGAUCGAUAGUUGCAGUGAUUUGAUGUGCGAUGUAGCGUACGCUGAGAUACAGCUCAUGAAGUCGGUGCCCAGCCAUCCGAACGUUAUGCAGCUGUGUGAUCACGUGUUUGAAAACAAAAGCCUAACUUUAAUCAUGCACCUGAUGGACAUCAACCUGUACGAGUACAUGCAGAAACGAGUGCGACCGUUUUCGGAAAACCGAGUCCGAAAAAUGCUGUACCAGAUCGUGCUGGGGCUGGAGCAUCUGCACCAAAACGGCAUAUUCCAUCGGGACGUGAAGCCGGAAAACAUUUUAGUUAAAUUUUCCUCCGGAAUCAUUGGCAAGAGAGAAACCCUCCAGCUGGCAGACUUUGGAACGGCGGCCACGAUCGCCCAACGUCCGCCGUACGCCAUCUACAUCGCUACCCGGUGGUAUCGGGCCCCGGAAUGUAUGCUCUCCAUGGGUUACUACGGUCCCAAGAUGGACGUUUGGGCGGUCGGGUGCUGUUUCUAUGAAAUGCUGACGCUGAAGCCACUGUUUCAGGGCGAAAACGAGAUCGAGAUGCUGGACUGCAUACACGAGCUGCUCGGUUCCCCGUCGCCCACUGUGCUGGAGCGGUUCAGGCCGUGGAAUGUAAAGAACUUAAAGUUUGCCAAGCGUCAAGCCACCGAACUACGGUGGCAUCUGCCGCUCAUGAACGUGUUCGGGAUGGAUUUGAUGAAGAAGAUGCUCGCAUACUGUCCCGAUCAGCGGUUAUCGUCGAAAAAUGUCGCAAACCAUACCUAUUUCGAGGAGCUUAUAAGGCACAAAAAAUUGUCCAAAUUCUCUCUAAGUCACCAAAGCCUGUACAACGAAGUGAACGUACAUGAGAUGAAAUCGUGCGCGGGACAGCUCAGGAACAAUACGAAGCAUCUAAUGCCGGAUUCGUCGGUCACGAGUGUGCAAAGCUUCAAAACGAACAACACGUUCCACUUUCUUUCGCCGGAGGAGCAGACGAAAAUUAACAAGCAACGCGAACGCUUCUGGAAUAUGAAUCCGAAAAGCAUAGAGCAUAAAUUGUGGUGCAAUGAGCCGCUGUACCGCCGGGAAAAGUAAGCUCUCCCGCGCGACGAUACGGAUUCACCACUAGGAAAGUGAGGUAGUUUUGUAAUAUUAUGUAUGUUUUGAUACAUUUGCUUUGAUUCAUGCA
Messenger RNA from Anopheles arabiensis, 1424 nucleotides. RefSeq names its product MAPK/MAK/MRK overlapping kinase-like. Gene Ontology annotation, biological process: intracellular signal transduction; protein phosphorylation. The transcript has 6 exons. Gene Ontology annotation, molecular function: ATP binding; protein serine/threonine kinase activity. The record is from RefSeq and is a predicted model, not a curated record. Gene Ontology annotation, cellular component: cytoplasm; nucleus. The coding region runs from base 137 to 1330 and encodes 397 amino acids. Lineage: Eukaryota; Metazoa; Arthropoda; Insecta; Diptera; Culicidae.